Messenger RNA from Metarhizium album ARSEF 1941, 870 nucleotides. RefSeq lists its product as uncharacterized. Bases 1 to 870 code for a protein of 289 amino acids. NCBI's taxonomy places the organism in Eukaryota, Fungi, Ascomycota, Sordariomycetes, Hypocreales, Clavicipitaceae. The record is from RefSeq and is a predicted model, not a curated record. The transcript is spliced from 3 exons.
AUGCCUGGGUUUGCCUCCAUCCUCAACACGGGCCAGAGUGUCCCCAAUGACAAGGCCGUCCAGGUCUACUUCACCACGAGCAAUUCCAACGUCGGCAUGGCGCUGCAUGACAAGACGACAGACAGCAACAACCCAGACGUCGUUCAAUCCAGCAAAGCCGACCCGCCGGGUAAUCUCGUCUUCAGCACCCAGCUUACCAGCACCACGUUGAUGUAUUUCAACGCCGUGUUUGGCUUCACGAAGCAGCUGGACGCCAAGUCUCCCCAGAUCGACGUCUCCCUCGUCUGCCCCGUCUACCAAGCCGUAGCAGCCACCGAGAGCACCAACACGACCAUUGCGAGCUGCUCUUCUCAGGACAAAACCUGGGUCUAUUAUUUGAGCGGAGCGGACCAGGACUCGCUCAGAAUCGUUCAGUCGGAAGUCGGAAAGCAAGUCACGAGCAUCAAACUGGAAGCAACGGAUGUGCGGCUGGGAAGUUCGCUCGCCGCCUACUACGAUGUCGAGCAGCGGCUGCCGUUCGUCAUCUACCAGCACGAGGUCGACGGGGGGGACGACGUCAGGCAGUUGUACGAGUACAGCGUAGACAAUGAAUCUUCCAGCAGGAUCCAAAACACGGACGACGCUGCGAAACUGACGAGCAUCGCGGCGGUACAUGUCCGUCGGGUCACGUACCUGUACUACAUGGACAACGACAACGAGCUCCGGGUCAUCACCAAGGUCAGGGGCAACUGGGGCUCCUCUGCCGGAGUGAGCGGCGCCGGCAAGGUCAACAGCUCGAGCCAGAUCACCGCCGUCUCGUCUGGUGAAGCCAGCCACGUAUUCUACACUGACGACAGUGAUUCGCCGGUGCACCUCAUGUUGCCUUUUUAG